Manihot esculenta (cassava) is the source of this 1775-nucleotide messenger RNA. Its product is annotated as aluminum-activated malate transporter 8. Gene Ontology annotation, biological process: malate transport. Lineage: Eukaryota; Viridiplantae; Streptophyta; Magnoliopsida; Malpighiales; Euphorbiaceae. Bases 116 to 1633 code for a protein of 505 amino acids. The record is from RefSeq and is a predicted model, not a curated record. The transcript is spliced from 6 exons. Gene Ontology annotation, cellular component: plant-type vacuole membrane.
UCAAAGGGCAUUUUCUUCAAUUCCCCACCAUAUCUUUCUUCACUCUCAAAAUACUUAGAAGAAAAGAAAUCCAGCUCAAAACUUUUAAAGCCAUUCCUCAUUUUUUAAUUAGUUCAUGCAAAGUUGCCAACCUUCAUCAUCUCUAGCAAUGGAGAUUGAGUCAGCAAAUCAAGAGAAGGCUAGGUCUUUCACUAGAGGAUGGGAUUGGCUCAAAGCCUUCCCUUGUAAAUCCAAGGACAAGGUGAUUAGAUUUGCAAAGAGCAUAAGAAAGCUUGGACAUGAUGAUCCAAGAAGAGUCAUUCAUUCCCUCAAAGUGGCACUUGCUCUCACAUUGGUGUCCUUAUUAUAUUAUUGUAGGACUCUCUAUGAUGGUUUUGGGGUUGCGGGAAUGUGGGCUGUGCUCACAGUGGUUGUAGUCUUUGAAUUCACUGUAGGUGGUACCUUAAGCAAGAGUUUGAAUAGAAGUUUUGCAACAUUUCUAGCUGGUGCAUUAGGGGUUGGAGCUCAACACUUGGCAAGGCUCUUUGGAAAGAAAGGAGAGCCUAUAGUUCUUGGAUUCCUUGUUUUCCUCUUAGCUGCAGCAUCUACAUUCACUCGAUUCUUCCCAAGAAUCAAGGCAAGAUAUGACUAUGGAGUCUUGAUAUUCAUAUUAACAUUCAGUAUGGUUUCAGUAUCCGGUGUUCGAGUAGUAGAGCUCUUAGACAUGGCUCAUCAAAGACUAUCAACAAUAAUAAUAGGUGGAGCAACCUGCAUAGUUGUCUCCAUGUGUAUCUGUCCAGUUUGGGCUGGUGAAGAUCUUCAUAACUUGGUUACCUCCAAUAUAGAAAAGCUUGCAAGCUACCUUGUAGGUUUUGGAGAUGAAUAUUUUCGAUAUAAAUCUGAAGAUGAUGAAGAAGGAAAGAUUAAGGUCUCCAAUAGCGACAAGCCAUUUCUUCAAGGAUAUAGAAGUGUCCUUAAUUCAAAAUCCACAGAAGAUUCCAUGGCAAAUCUUGCAAGAUGGGAGCCUAGACAUGGCCGUUUCGGCUUCCGGCAUCCAUGGAAGCAAUACUUGAAGAUUGGAGCCAUCUCAAGACAAUGUGCUUACCAUAUUGAAGCUCUUAAUAGCUACAUCAACUCUAACAUCCAAGUAUCAGAAGAAUUCCAGAGUAAAAUCCAAGAACCAUGCACAAAGAUGAGUGAAGAAUCAGGCAAGGCACUAAGAUCACUAGCUUCAGCAAUCAAAACAAUGGAAGAUCCCUCCUCUGCAAAAAUCCAUGUGGAGAACUCCAAAACUGCCAUUAAUGAACUCAAAUUUGCAGUGAAAGCUAACCCAUUAGAGAAAACAAACCUCCUAGAUAUCGUGCCUGCUGCAACAGUUGCAUCCACAUUAAUAGAGAUCGUAAAGUGUGUGGAAAAACUUUCUGAAGCAGUGCAUGAACUUGCAGACCUAGCACAUUUCAAGCCUGCGAUGGAACCUACUGUGUCACCGGAGAAACCCCAGCCAUUGCUUCACCGAGGAACUGUAAACCCAGUUCUUCAUGGUGAAAAUAAUAAUCAUAUUAUUAUAACAAUAGAUGCAAACCCUACAGAUUCCCCAGAAACCGAGAAGUCUGAAGCACCAAAGCCAAGCCAGCGGCAAGAUUUAGUAGUGUAAAUAUCAAUAUAGUUGAGUGUUCUGCAAACUGAUCUCUUGUGAGGAAAUAAUCAUUAAUGAAAAUUUCCCCCACUAGUUCCAUGCUUUGCUUGUAAGAAAUUUACAUUUUUAAGGGAAGGAGAGAAGUUCUCUCUCUUGAUAA